GGCUUUUGUUUCAUUAUGCCUGAAUCAGACUGCUGAGGGAUUGGGUCGCCAGAAUUGCACGUGGGUUUAGGCUGGAUAAUGGCGGGCGCUGGGGAGGAUACGCUAGGGCUCUUUAGAGCUGGGGUUCGCGUGGCGCUGGAGGCCUGGCCCGCUUUGCAGAUCGCUGUGGAGAAUGGUUUCGGAGGCGUACACAGCCGGGAGAAAGCCGAGUGGCUGGGGAGUGCAGUGGAGGAUUACUUCAUCCGCAAUGCUGACUUGGAUCUAGAUGAGAUAGAAGACUUCCUUGGGGAGCUGAUGACCACUGAGUUUGAUACCGUUGUGGAUGAUGGGAGUCUGCCCCAGGUGAGCCAGCAGCUACAAACCAUGUUUCACCACUUCCAGAGGGAUGAUGGGGCUGCUCUGAAGGAGAUGGCCUCCCACAUCACCCAACGAAAGUGCAAAGUCACAGCCACUGCACUUAAGACAGCCAGAGAGACUGAUGAGGAUGAAGAUGAUGCAGACAGUGUGGAAGAGAUGGAGGUUACAGCUACGAAUGAUGUGGCUGCUGUGCAGCCUGAAACUUGUGAUCCAAACUCUCAGACUAUUAAGGAAGAGGAUAUAGUAGAAGAUGGCUGGACCAUUGUCCGGAGAAAGAAAUGAGUGGGGCCAGAAAUGGUUUGGUCUCUUGUUGACUGAUGUUCUAAGACUUAUUUUAGGAGCUUUUUUGGAGGACUGUAGAUGUCUGGACUGGUUAUCCUACACCCAUCUCCUGUCUUGUUCCUGUUUAGCUCCCUCCAGAGGAGAAAAAACCCUGCAGUCUUGGUUGUAGGGGUGUUCAGACCUGUCUACCACACCUUCUCAGGCCACUGGUUACCAUAGGUUUCCCAGUACAGUCCUGUUGGAUAUAGUCAGUGUAAGAAGGAGGGAUGAGUAAGUAUGAUGUGGCUGGAGGAGGAGCUAGAGUGCUAGGCAGUAGGUAGGGGCAUAUGUGGAGAAGCCCAGUAUUUGGGCACUAGGAGGCUGGCUGGUUCAGGAAUGGUGAGGCAGAAUGCAGACAUAAGAGAAUAUGUGAAGAUGUAAACAAAAGUAGCUGUUCCUACCCCACCACACAUAUGCAGCAAUUCCUUUCUCUGCCCAGAAUUGGAAGCUCCAAGGAAUGUUAAGAAUCAGCUAGGUGGUGAGGUCAAGAGAGUUGAGCUAUUUUUAUGUUUCCUCCAAACUCUUUCUUCUUUCUUUCUCCCAUCCCAUUUAAGUCCAGGGAUGAGGCUUAUCAUCUUAAUAAAUAAUACCUUCUUGUUUAA
This is a messenger RNA of Cavia porcellus (domestic guinea pig), 1280 nucleotides long. It is a transcript of the gene Tsr2, whose product is annotated as TSR2 ribosome maturation factor. The coding region runs from base 79 to 639 and encodes 186 amino acids. Lineage: Eukaryota; Metazoa; Chordata; Mammalia; Rodentia; Caviidae. Gene Ontology annotation, cellular component: nucleus. The transcript has 5 exons. The record is from RefSeq and is a predicted model, not a curated record. Gene Ontology annotation, biological process: maturation of SSU-rRNA from tricistronic rRNA transcript (SSU-rRNA, 5.8S rRNA, LSU-rRNA).